UGGCAUCUCUGGUGGCAGAUGCUGCGGCAGGCGAUCCACAGAGGGCUCCGCUCGUCGUGCCACCAGCUGGGCUUGUUCGUCAGCCGCCACCCGGUCUUCUUCCUGACGGUGCCCGCAGUGCUGACGCUCAUCUUCGGCUUCAGCGUCCUGCACCGCUUCCAGCCCGAGACGGACCUGGAGCGCCUGGUGGCGCCGAGCCACAGCCUGGCCAAGAUCGAGCGCAGCCUGGCCAACAGCCUCUUCCCGCUGGACCGCUCCAAAAGCCAGCUCUACUCGGACUUGCACACCCCGGGGAGGUAUGGCCGCCUGAUCGCCCUCACCAAGCCCGGAGGCAAUAUUCUGCAUCAGGCAGAAGGACUGCUGCGCAUCCACCGAGCCGUGCUGGAAAUGAAGGUGAACCACAAAGGCUAUAAUUAUACUUUUUCCCAUCUGUGUGUGUUGAGAAAUCAGGAUAAGAAAUGCGUGCUGGAUGAUAUAAUUUCAGUGCUAGAGGAUCUGAGGCAGGCUGCCCUCUCCAAUAAGACAACAGCCAGGGUGCAAGUGAGCUAUCCCAGCACUAAACUGAAGGACGGAAGAAGCAGUUUCAUCGGCCAUCAGCUUGGUGGGGUCAUGGAAUUGCCAGGCAGCAAGGACCAAAGGGUGAAGUCGGCCAGAGCCAUCCAAAUCACUUACUACCUCCAAACCUACCAUUCUGCAGUACAGGACCACAUUGGUGAAAAAUGGGAGAAUGAAUUUUGCAAACUGAUACCCAAACUGCAGCUGCACCACGAGGAUCUGCAGCUGUAUGCUCUGGCCUCCUUCAGCCUGUGGAGGGACUUUCACAAGACCAGCAUCCUGGCCAGAGGCAAGAUUUUGGUGAGCUUAAUGCUGAUUCUGCUGGCUGCCAUCCUCUCAAGUUCCAUGAAAGACUGCCUGCGCAGCAAGCCCUUCCUUGGCCUCUUGGGAGCGCUCACGAUCUGUAUCUCCAGUGUCACUGCGGCAGGGAUAUUUUUCAUUACUGAUGGAAAAUAUAAUUCAACUCUGUUGGGAAUUCCUUUCUUCGCAAUGGGUCAUGGAACAAAAGGAGUGUUUGAACUUCUGUCAGGAUGGCGCCGGACCAGAGAAAGCCUGCCGUUCAAAGACAGGGUUGCCGACGCCUACUCAGAUGUGAUGGUCUCCUACACCAUGACAAGCUCCUUGUACUUCAUCGCCUUUGGCAUGGGUGCUAGUCCUUUCACCAACAUUGAGGCUGUGAAAGUCUUCUGCCAGAAUAUGUGCAUCUCCAUCCUGUUGAACUACUUCUACAUCUUCUCCUUCUUUGGUUCCUGCCUGGUCUUUGCUGGACAGUUGGAGCAGAAUCGGUACCACAGCAUCUUCUGCUGUAAAAUCCCCUCAGCAGAAUACCUGGAAAGGAAGCCUAUUUGGUUCCAAACCAUGAUGAGUGAUGGCUACCACCACUCUUCUCACCACGAAACUGAUCCAUACCAGAACCACUUUAUUCAACAUUUCCUGCGGGAGCAUUACAAUGAAUGGAUUACUAAUAUCUAUGUUAAGCCGUUUGUGGUGAUACUGUAUCUCAUUUAUGCUUCCUUUUCCUUUAUGGGCUGCUUACAGAUCAAUGAUGGAGCCAAUAUUAUCAAUCUUCUCUCCAGCGAUUCUCCAAGUGUCUCCUAUGCUGUCGUUCAACAGAAGUACUUUAGCAACUACAGCCCAGUGAUAGGGUUCUAUAUCUACGAGCCCCUUGAGUACUGGAACAGCACCGUCCAAGAUGACUUAAAGAAGCUGACUGAAGGUUUCAACACCCUGUCCUGGAUUCAACAGUAUUACCAAUAUCUGAAAGCUGGGAAUAUUAGUGCCACCAACAAAAGCUACUUCCAUAGCAUCCUGCAAAGCUCCUUUCUAAGAAAGCCAGAAUUCCAGCACUUCAAAAAUGACAUCAUUUUUUCCAAGGCUGGAAAUGUUAAUAGCAUAGUUGCAUCCCGCAUGUACCUCGUGGCUAGGACUAGUGAAAGAACACAGAGAGAUGUUAUAGAGUUACUGGAGAAGCUGAGACCCCUGUCUCUGAAGCAGAGCAUCAAGUUCAUCGUGUUCAACCCCACCUUUGUUUUCAUGGACCAGUACAGCCUCUCUGUAACCAUGCCGGUCUUGAUUUCAAGCUUUGGCAUCUUACUAGUGUUGCUGCUGACCUUCUUCCUGGUUAUCCAUCCUCUAGGGAACUUCUGGUUAAUUCUCACUGUCACCUCAAUAGAGUUGGGUGUUCUCGGCUUGAUGACUUUGUGGAAUGUUGACAUGGAUUGCAUUUCCACACUGUGCCUUAUUUACACUUUGAAUUUUUCCAUGGAUCACUGUGCACCCCUGCUUUACACAUUUGUACUAGCAACUGAGCACACCCGAACUCAGUGUAUCAAAAGCUCCCUCCAAGAACACGGAACAGCAAUUUUGCAAAACGUUACUUCUUUUCUUAUUGGGUUGGUCCCCCUCCUUUUCGUGCCUUCAAACUUGACCUUCACACUGUUCAAAUGCUUGCUGCUCACCGGCAGUUGCACACUUCUGCACUGUUUUGUAAUCUUACCUGUCUUCCUAACCUUUUUCCCACCCUCCAAAAAGCACCACAAGAAAAAGAAACGAGCCAAACGAAAGGAGCGGGAAGAGAUUGAGUGCAUAGAAGUCCAAGAGAAUCCCGAUCACGUGACAGCAGUCUGA
Molecule: messenger RNA, 2682 nt
Organism: Zootoca vivipara (common lizard)
Lineage: Eukaryota; Metazoa; Chordata; Lepidosauria; Squamata; Lacertidae
Source: RefSeq, a predicted model, not a curated record